Messenger RNA from Adineta steineri, 2112 nucleotides. Lineage: Eukaryota; Metazoa; Rotifera; Eurotatoria; Adinetida; Adinetidae. The record is from the annotation of a GenBank genome assembly.
GUAAGGAAUAUUUAUUUCAGUUAGAUUUUAUAUACCAGCAAUUUUAGAAUUACUUCCAUCCUUGAAUCUUUUCAGAAUAAUUACUUUUUCUUAUUCUUAUAAAAAAUUCAUUAUUUAGUUAUUUCAUGUACUCAAUAAUACUCUAAAUUUGAAUAUCUCUACUCUUUUUUGUUUUCUCUUGUUCAAGAAAAAAAACAAAUGAUUGAUGAUUAACGUAAAUAUUUAAUUAGUAUUUCCUAAUCUUCUUACUUUUACGAUAAAUCUUCUUUUGCUGUUCAUUAAAACUUCUAUAAAUAUAAAACUAAGACAUAAAUAACAAGGAUUGAAGGAAAAAUAAACACUGAUCAACAUUUUAAAUAGGGAUAAAUUCACAUGGAAGAUAAUUAUAUAAAGAACUAAAAAUAUUAGGUCAACUAGGAAUACCUAUAAAUAGCUACGCUUCGUAGAUUAAAAUAAAAGUAUGAGUUGAACUUUAUAUAGACAGAUCUAGUAAAUAUGUUACAUAGUUCCUAGAAUAUUUUUAAAUGAAAUCUUAUAAGUGCUGAUUCGAGUACAAUGACAUAUCGAACUAGCAAAAUAAUAAGCUUAACAUAGGAGAUGUGAAUGUGUCUAUUAUACAUUUUUUCAGUCUACUAGUUUUUUUUCUUCUGAUGGUUGAAUAUGACUUGUUGAGUUGGAUGAGAGAAAAUGUGUUUUAAAUUAAGAAAAUUCUAUGACAUUUUUAUUCAAAAGAACAAAAGACGUGGACCGAAAACUCCGACUUUGAUAAAUUAUUUUCUAUGAUUUUUUUUAAAAAAAGAAAUAAUGAAUAUUAUUCAAACAUUAUGAGGAAAUAAAUAAUUUACUAGGCUAAUAUAUUCACUUAUGAACAUUAUAUAUAGAUAAGACGUAUUCCUACAUUAAGCUUAUUAUUUUGAUGAUAAGAAUUUUUAAUUUAUCUCGAAUAUCAUCAAUCUUUCUACAUCCUAAUCUAAAUAUCUAUUCAUUGUUAAUCAUUAAUAUUGACAUUUUUAUUCCAUUAUUAUGUAUAUUCAAAAAAGUUAAUAAUUGAGAUAAAAAUAGUAUCUAACGUUGUAAACAAAAUUGACAGGUUAACUACUAUGAAAUUCUCAAGGAUAUAUGAAUAAUAUUUUUAAACUUAAGAUUUUAUCUGUAUAAUAAAAUAAUUAAUUAUUAUGAUGAUACUUAAUCGCUGAGAAAAUAUUUACAUGAGAAUAAAUAAAUAAAUCUGUGUAUAUCAAUUGAUUUUUUUAUCUUCUAUUUUAGUAUUACGUUCUCUAUUAUACAAUAAAUACAUCGAUCCCAUUUGAACAAUGGUCUCAUAUUAUUGUUCGAACAUAUCCAUUUUAUACUCUAUCACUUUCAAUACCUCCAAAUCAUCUUCUAUUUAUUCGUAUUGCAACCGUUAAUGCUAAAGGUUCAACCUUGAGCGAUUUUCAUAUAAUAAAUCGUACUAUAAUAAAUCAUCAAUUAAUAUCAACAAUAGACAAAUUUCAAUGUUCAUCGGAUGAUAAAAAUCAAUUGUUUUCUAUUCAAUGGUCUAUUGAUUAUGAAUCACGUUUAUAUAUUAAUAAAUAUAUAUUAUAUUAUUUUGAUAUAACAGAAAAUAAUGAUGAUUUAAUACAUAAAUUACUCAUACCAAUAAGUUCGAUAUCAAUUAAUAAACAACAAUCUUAUGAUUUAUAUAAAUAUGAAUUUAAUAGUUCAUUAUUUGAUUUAAAUUAUAAUCAACAUCAUAUAUUAAGAUUACAUCUUGCUUUUAUUGAUCACAAUGAUAAUCAGAUGACAAUGACACAACCAGCAAUAUAUUGUACUUUAACAAGAAAAUAUGCAACUGAUAAAGAUUUUAUACGUUUAUCAUGGACAAAACCAACUCGUUUACCAUUAUCUGUUUAUGGUUAUACGAUAAAAUAUCGACCGAUAAAUUCGAAUCAAUCCUGGUUUGUCAAACAAACAAAUGAUACACAAAUUAUUUUACAUGAACUUCGUCCAAUAACAAAAUAUGAAAUUAUUUUACAAGCAUAUUUAAAUUCUUCUUAUACAGAUUCAUCUGGACCAUCAACACGUAUAGAAGCAACAACCGACGAAACAGGUAACUUCCUGUUCAAAUAA